UCGCGGCGGACGUGACGCGGGUGAUUGAUCAGGUAGAGCGCCACUACUACUCGAUUCCCGAUGGAUCUCUUGUCUCUAAGGCCGCCCACGAUCUACAAUUGGCGAGAGAAGAAACAGGCUGUUUCGAUGGCGUACCUUGGAGGAGUUCGAGAUGUUCAGGCUCUUCAUCCACAACUAGGCUUUAAGAAUUCGCCAUUCUAUUCCACGGAAAUUGAAAGGCAAGAGCUUCAUUCGGCAGACAGAAAGUUGGCUGAAAAUUACAAUUUCUUGAAGCAGAUAUUGGGAGUACUGAUUAAGCUUGUCAAAGAUUUGAAGCUGCAGCAUCAACAUAAAUAUGACGAUUUUCAGAAAACAGGGCUGUGCAAAAGGUGUGUGAAAUACCCCAUCGGUUUGAGAGAGGUACGAAGCAUCCAAUAUAAGGGUGUGAAAACUUUCCCUACCCGACGCAAUCUAAAACCUUGAGGGGAAGCCCAAAGAAGACAAUAUCGUGGACUUAGACUGUUACAAGUGGUAUCACAAAAUAAGGAAAUUUCUUGUUGGGGCCAAGGAGGAAGCUUCUAUUUCAUCAAAGCGCUGGUUCACAUUGACAUGGAACCAGUUGUGGAGAUGAGAUCGAAACAGAUUGAGGGGAAGCUCGGAAGAAAAAGCCUAAAGGGAUAAGGUGCUAGCAUGGGAGAGAGGAACAAAGCAUUAUUUAUAAGGUGUGAAAUCUCUCUCUAGCAAACGUAUUUUAAAAUUUGGAGGUAAUGCCUAGAAAGGAAAACCUAAAGAGGACAAUAUCGGUUAGCGGUGAACUUAAGUUUGGGCUAAUCCUUAGAGACAAUUGCGAGAGGGUACCAUGAUGUUGUAUGAUACUGCCUCGAAAUUGUACUAUUCAAUGGACAAUUCACCAAGUUGAGAUGGGCUUCAAA
Molecule: messenger RNA, 911 nt
Organism: Cucurbita maxima (winter squash)
Lineage: Eukaryota; Viridiplantae; Streptophyta; Magnoliopsida; Cucurbitales; Cucurbitaceae
Product: AUGMIN subunit 4-like
Exons: 7
Coding region: 61-462 (133 amino acids)
Biological process (GO): spindle assembly
Cellular component (GO): HAUS complex
Molecular function (GO): microtubule minus-end binding
Source: RefSeq, a predicted model, not a curated record